AUGCGCUUCGUGAUGGCGGCGUUGGCGGCCGUGACCGGCGCCCCGCUCCCGCCGCGCGAGGUCCUCCGCUCGCUCAUCGAGGAGGCUGUCCUCCUCCCAGCGGGCGAUGUGGUGGCGGCGCUGCUCGCGGUGCCGGCUGAAGUGCCUCCGGCUCCGGAAGAUCUUGCCCAGGCCAUGCUCUACGCCUGCCGUUACCGCAAGCCUGUAGCAGUGGUCGAGGCUCUGCUCGCUGCGGGCGCCCCGCUUGAUGUCGAGGAUGCGUCCGGUAACACGCCACUGCUCAUGGCGGCGCUUCAUGGCCACGCCCCGCUCAUCAGGUACUUUAUGGAGCACGGUGCCGAACUGGGCGCAACCAAUACGCUCGGAAACUCGCUGCUGCUCAAGCUCGCUGCCGUCACAGGCCGCCGGCGCGCCGCCAAGGCGCUCGCUGCGCUGAAGCUCGUCCUCGCCGCCGCUGACUCGCCAGCCGCGCUCGCACCGCUCCUUGCUGUGGUCAACAAGGUUGGCGACAACGUGUUCCACAAGCUUGCCCGCCAGGGCUCGUCGGACAUGGCUGACAUGCUGCUCGCCGCCGCGGAUCCUUCGCUCGCCGCCGACCUGCUCGCCACCGUCAACGCCGCCGGCGAGACGCCACUCCACGCUGCAGCGCGGCUCGGGCACGACAGUGUGCUCUCGCGCUACCUCGCCCACGCCUCGCCCAACAUCCGGGACGCCAACGGCGCGACUCCGCUGAUGGUGGUCGGAAUCGAACGCGCGCUCGGUCUCUACCUCGGCACUGCCGCCUGUCUGGGCGACGCCGGCGCCGACGUCAACGCCGUUGACGCUGCCGGCCGCACCGCGCUCCACAACGCCACCGCUACCAUCGAGCUCGCCCAAUGGCUGCUCGACCGUGGCGCCGCGCUGGAAGUGCGCGACGCCGCCGGCGAGACCCCGCUCGCCGCCGCCCUGCGCGCCGGUGCGCUCCCGCGUUUCCACUUUCUGCUCAACGCCGGCGCCCAGCUCGCACCGCUUUGGCCACUCUUCCCACCGUGUGACGUCUUUGGCGCACUCGCCUCGUACUCGGCAAGCUCGCCCUCCGCUUUUACUGCUGUUCGCGACCAGCUCGUCGCUGCCAUCGACGGUGUUGCUGUCGAUCGCGUCGCCGUCGACGCCGCGCUAGACUCCGCGCUCGCAGGCUUCCACCUUGACGGCUGCUCGCUCGCCCUCGCCUCUCUUGACGCGCUCGGAGUCGAGUCUGCCGAGCUGGAGGCGGCCAUGACGGCACGCCGCGAUGCCGUCUUUGGGACUCUCGACGACGACGGUGCGAACCUUGUCCACUGUGCGGCAUCAGCCGAUGCCGACACGCUCCUCACAAAGCUUCUCAGCUACUUUCCAGCCGCCCGCGACGCGCUCUCGACUCCGGCGCCGGGGCAGGCCGAGUUUUCCGAUGGCGGGCGUCCACUGCACUUUGCGGCGCAAGCCAACGCGCUCGAUGCCAUCACUGUGCUCCUUGCCGCAGGCGCUGACGUCGACGCCGUCGAGCCGACCUUUGGCUUUACUCCGCUCAUGGCUGCCGCCCGUUCCGGCGCCACCGCUGCAGCCACCGCGCUCCUUGCCGCCGGCGCCUCGCCAGCCAUCACCAACAUUCAUGACGAGACCGCUGCCGACAUUGCCGAUCUGGCCGGCCACAUCGAUCUGGCCGACCUUGUCCGGCCGCCGCGUUGA
Molecule: messenger RNA, 1704 nt
Organism: Thecamonas trahens ATCC 50062
Lineage: Eukaryota; Apusomonadida; Apusomonadidae
Product: ankyrin
Exons: 2
Coding region: 1-1704 (567 amino acids)
Molecular function (GO): protein binding
Source: RefSeq, a predicted model, not a curated record